AGGAAAGAACAAGAGCGGUCUGAUAUUGAUCCAAUUGUUAUACCAGAAAAAAUUUUAGACGGUCCGAUUCAGUUGCAAAACAGUCACCACUUAGUCCUCGGAACUCAAAGCCACUUGCUCUUCUGAGAUUUCUGUCAAAUGCAUAAAGUUAAUGUUGAAACAAGCGAUUGGGCUAGAAAUAUUCCCUGUCAUGGACUUUCGCACGUUUAACAUGAUAAACAAAAAUAUUUAUGAAACUCUGUAUACAAAACGCAUUAUCUUUUUUUUUACGAAGUCGAUAGUAACGUAUAAGGCGCGUUCUGUGUGAUGCAAUUAAACAACCCCGGACUAUUUUAAGUUCUCCAAUAAGAGAUGACUUUGAAAUGUAUAUAUAAGUUGCCUUGGUUAAACUCUUCUACUCUUUUUUCUUC
Gilbertella persicaria is the source of this 410-nucleotide messenger RNA. RefSeq lists its product as uncharacterized. Lineage: Eukaryota; Fungi; Mucoromycota; Mucoromycetes; Mucorales; Choanephoraceae. The transcript is spliced from 2 exons. Bases 152 to 307 code for a protein of 51 amino acids. The record is from RefSeq and is a predicted model, not a curated record.